Messenger RNA from Mucor mucedo, 477 nucleotides. Its product is annotated as casein kinase II, regulatory subunit. The record is from RefSeq and is a predicted model, not a curated record. Lineage: Eukaryota; Fungi; Mucoromycota; Mucoromycetes; Mucorales; Mucoraceae. The annotation marks the transcript as partial. Gene Ontology annotation, cellular component: protein kinase CK2 complex; cytoplasm. Gene Ontology annotation, molecular function: protein kinase regulator activity. The transcript is spliced from 2 exons.
UGGAUCAACUGGUUUUGCUCGAGUAGAGAACAUAAAUAUUAUACCGAGGUCGAUGAAAGUUUUAUUGAAGAUCCAUUUAACCUCAUCGGACUCAACGCACAUAUUCAAUUAUACAAGGAAACGCUGGAAAUCAUUCUGGAUUUGGAACCUGUAGAUGAAAUGUAUAAUCGUGUUCCGGAUUUAAGUUUAUUAGAACCAUCUGCUGAACUUUUAUAUGGCUUGAUUCACCAAAGAUACAUUCUCACAAAGCAAGGCAUGUUCCAAAUGUACGAGAAAUACGAGUCCGGGCAUUUCGGAAAAUGCCCACGAUUCUACUGUAAUGAUUGCCACCUUUUGCCUUGCGGACAGCAUGAUCUGCCCAAAACUAGUCAAGUGCGCCUCUUCUGUCCUAAUUGUAUGGAUAUUUAUAUUCCACCAAAUCCCAGACACCAGGCUAUCGAUGGUAAAUACAUACACGUCUUAACUUACAACGACUAA